Molecule: messenger RNA, 1574 nt
Organism: Phoenix dactylifera (date palm)
Lineage: Eukaryota; Viridiplantae; Streptophyta; Magnoliopsida; Arecales; Arecaceae
Source: RefSeq, a predicted model, not a curated record
ACCAAGAUCCAACGGACCUGCCCACCCCGGAGCCCCUCCUCUCUCUCUCUCGCCCCGCUCCGUCUCUUCCUCCUCCGCCCCCGCCGGAUCUCCGAGCGCAGCUCGCCGUCCGACCCACCUUAUCCGGCGAGACCAAACCCUAACCCUAAUCCAUGGAGUUCUAGGGUUUCCAUGGACUCUCCUUAGGUCUCUCUCUCUUUUUUUCCUAGUUACGAAAAAUCGGAUCUUUUUUGUUGUUCGCCGUCCUCUCUGUUCCAAUGGAAGAACCGAAGCCCUAGUUCCUUGAAUCCUCGCUGAGAAAGAAUACCAACGUUCUUUGUUUCUGGAUCGGAACCUCUAUAACCCUAAUCGCUUAGAAUUCCGCGGGAAACGAUCCCGGUUUCCACCUCCUUUUACUGUUUCUUUGGAUACUUGAGGUGUUCUUCUUCGACUUGGAUUCCAGGGAUUUCCAUCCAUAAACCUCAAAAGCCCGCUUUUUUUUUUUUUUUUAAUACCUAAUUCCAGUCUAAAUAAGUCCACAUGAGAAUCCUCUCAGCUCCUAUUCGCGCAUAGAAUUAUACUCCGAGAGCCGGAAUUCUAUCAAGUCUUCAUUCGUUUUCUCUCGAGACCAGCUCGGAAACGCUAGAUUUUGAUCAGGGGAUUUAUAGAUAGAUUCGAAUUUAGCAUAAAGAUUGGAUCUUGAUUGAUGGCGGAUUCGGAUAACGAGUCGGGAGGGCCGAACAACAGCAAUGCGGCGGGGAGCAGCGAGUUCUCGUCGCCGAGGGAGCAGGAUCGCUUCCUGCCGAUCGCGAACGUGAGCCGGAUCAUGAAGAAGGCCCUCCCGGCGAACGCCAAGAUCUCCAAGGACGCCAAGGAGACGGUCCAGGAGUGCGUCUCCGAGUUCAUCAGCUUCAUCACCGGCGAGGCCUCCGACAAGUGCCAGCGGGAGAAGCGCAAGACCAUCAACGGCGACGACCUUCUCUGGGCCAUGACCACCCUCGGCUUCGAGGAGUACGUCGAGCCCCUCAAGGCCUACCUCCAGAAGUUCCGGGAGAUGGAGGGCGAGAAGGGCAGCUCCUCCUCGUCGCAACCCCAGCACAAGGAAGGAGGUAGCGGCGGCGCUAUCGGUAACAGCGGUGGCAGCGGUAUCGGAAUGUACGGUGGUGGUGGAGGGAUGAUGAUGAUGGCGCCGCAGAUGUAUGGCUCGCCGCCGUCGUAUCACCAUCAGAUGUCAAUGGGUGGGAAAGGCAGUAUGGGCAGUGGUGGCGGCGGCGGCGGCGGCGCCGGUGGGAAUUCUACCUCUUCUUCAGCUGGCCUUGGAAGGCAGGGCAGGGUAUGAUGUCAACUGUGUUGGUACAGUUCAUGUUAGUGCUUUUGUUGUCUUAGUAUUGCUUGGACUUUUAUUACUUCUUGUAGUUUGGGUUCUCUGUCUGGGUCAGAGCUACAGUUGGGUGAUUUUCUCACAGAAAACAUUGGAAUGAGAUGUGUAACAUAGUGUGGUCUCUGAAUUCUCUGAACUGGGGAGGGAGAGGUGAUAUAUUGUAUAAUACUGCGAAUUUAUGAUCAUGAAUGGAACCUACUUCUUUGUUGGGAAA